UAAAAAUAAAACUUAUUUGCGUCUCAGAAUGCGUGCACACACUGCCUGGACUUUGGCCGGACGGAUGCACAAUGCGCCUUAUCAGUGACUCUCGAAAGCAGAUCCCAUUCACUCGGGCAUGAAUAAAUGAUCACCGACUGUUAGCGCGGGGCAGGAGAAGCCGAAGCCGAAGACACAGUCGGCUCGGGCCUUAAAUAAGUCAUGAUGAAUUUGUGGGCGUUGUGCGCAGAUAAUGUGUCUAUAUACGGGCGCUGCCAUUUGGCGUUCGGUGUGGGUUAGCGCCGAGAUCUGUCGAUGAGAUGCAUAUUUCGAUUGGGUAUACAUGUGUGGCUUUUGUGCUGUGACAUAGCUCCCAAAGGUGCGUUAGAAAAUAGGAAUCCAAGCAGCCUUGAGCUCUCCAAUCAACUCUGUAGUCGAAUCAGCACUCUGCCCACCCACGGACAUGUCGGUACAGCUGGGCUUUAUAGCGUGGAUUAUUCUGUACAAUCUGAUCAAGAAACCGUUCCUGCAGGCUAUCCAAGUCCUUCUGCUUUGUGCUUUAUGGCAUCGCUAAAGCGUCGGAAGAUUCGGGCCGGCGAUGUCGUUGACACGCCGGGUAUGGUGGCUCCGCUUCCGUACCUCAACUUCCUGCGCUUCCUUAAACGUACUAUGUAUCCGAACUACAGCCUCCGCCGCUUGCUCCGGGUGGGCCUCACCGUAUGGAAUGCGCUAAGCGAUGCCCAGAAGCGCAAGUUCGAGCCACAACGCAUCUUGGCCAGAGUCGCCCGCAAGCGACGAGCUGCUCGGCGUCGACAGUUGGUGCGCCGUAGUCAGCGGGGUCAGCGGCAACCAGCUGCUGUUCGCCGUCCCAUCUACGACAAACGUCCCAAUCCAAAACGCCGUAAACGCAAGUAGAGAGGGUAGGCACGGUACAAUCCCGGAGCACCUGGUGGUGUCGUUUGUUCACCUGGUGGCCAGCCAAAGACACACUUUCAAAAAUCUUCUUUGGGUCUUCUGUUCGCAAUUUUCUCAUUUUUGCACCAACUUGGAGUCAUGUUAAAGAACCUACACAUGUUGCCACCUGCCACCGAGCUAGGUUUAGCGGAUUGGCACCUGCACACUGUUACUGCCUUGCGCAACCUAAGCUCCAAAGAGCGUGGGCUGUUGUGAAUGGGAAUAUGCAAACAAAUACUCUGUCACCACUUUCACUUUUCGCAUUUUGCCGAAAUGCCAGUGGCCAUUCGCCAGUGGAAGAGGAUCGGAGCCAGAGCAAGUACUUCCGGUCUUUCUCAGUGUUCAAAUUAUACCUUUUACAUUUAUUGCCUUCGUGCCUGAUUGAUGGUUCUUUAAAUUAUGUAGUUUUUAUACUCUACCAAUAAAUAGCAAGUGGAAUGGAACUCGCAUUUUGGAACUCAUUACGUCACCCAAACAAAAGACAAAGAGCAGAUUUGCAGGUUUGUCCCGUCGCUACCUUCAUUUGUCUCCAGCAUGGGCCAGACAGUAGUCAUAUUCUAGAAGCUCGGAAAGGGACCUGGACGCCAUUCCCGCUGGCCCGAGAAUGCUCAAUGGAGCGCCGGGACAGAUAGUGAACAAAAUGCCUUAUCUGGACCCCCUUUUCUCGACAACUCACUUUCUGUUUGUCAAUAAAUUAUUUAUCAAUUUUAAUUUCCGCUUGCUGCACAAACAAAAGCAAAGCAGCCACCGACAGCGGCAAUGGCGAAACAAAAAUAGCAACGCUCGGCGGCUCCAGCAUCAACUAGUUUCGAGCUGACGAACCGCUUGAGCUUGUCAUUAUUAGUGAUCGGAAACCCAUCCAAACUGGUUGGCUUCUGGCCCGCAGUCAAAUUCCCGUUUUGGAUGCGGCGCAUGUUUCCACUCGGCGGCUGCCGUGGUUAACUAACUCACUAUUUGGCAAGCGUCUGCCGACGCAACCUGCAGCGGCUUCGGCAUCGGCAUGCGGCAGUCGGAUUGACAGCGUACAGCUUAUGUCACAGUUAUCGCCUCUCGAAAGAGUAAUUACACUUUAAUUGCCCUGGCCGCGAGGCUCCUCCUAUCCAGCAUUGGCUGCAUUGCCAUGUGGAAAGCCUUUCUAGUUGCUAGCUUAGCCGCCUGCGAGUCCCGUCGCACCUGGGGAACACCUUUUUGGAGCGAAACGAAAACGAGCGCAAUGCCAAACACCGCGGAGCUUGAAUCGAAAUCGGAUUCCGAGAGCCGCGAAUCGAAGACAAGCCCAGCUAAGCUCAGCUCAGUGGGUCUGCGGAACGGAGAGCGCGGAGGGAAGGCGGAAUGGGGCAGAACAACGGGUUCCACUGUCUGCUCCACUCUUUGUUUCCGUUGUUUCCCCAGCUUGUUUACACUUUUUACACUUCGGCAUUCGCACUCGCUCUCUGCGUGGCCACGCACUCGCACUAUUACUGGCAUGGGAUUGGAUUUGCCUGGUGUUCUCCGGAGAGUUCAACGACACAGUGGCUAUGUUUCAGACCUGAUUGCCGAUUGCCUUGGAUUAAACUGAAUGCAACCGAGUUUCGCAAUCUCAAAGGCUGGCUUAGGAGCUAAUCAGCCAAGGCAUCGCACCUGUACCUGAUGAAACUGGCUGAUAGGCGUCGAUCGAACGGACGCAAAAUACACUCCUCCGUGGAGGAGGAGCAUUUUAAGCAUAGAAACUAAUCUAAACUGGCGGCAGGCAGGCGAGUCACUUUGCCCAAAUGUCAGACUUCCGCGUCUGAUGCAUGCAUUUUUUCUAUUUACUUCAUUGGCACUGCCAACGCAUUUAGUUAUUCACGAUUCUAAGCCCGAAAUAAUGGUGUAUUUGUGGACUAUGGGUGUUCCUAAAUCAAAGUGUAUUUUGCCGUCAAUAUAUAUGUCAGAGGCGCGAUAGUUUCGUCCAUAUUCAUAUCCUCGCGCGGUAGCACAGCGAGUUCCGUUGCCGAUCGUUACCAAACCAAACUAAACUUCCACUCCCUUCUCUCCAUCCAUUUAUAUCUUCUGUCAACGUUCUUAAUUCAGUUGAUCUAUAUACCUCUCUUUCUCUCCUAUGACUUUCGGUAGCGCGACAACGGACCUCACUCGCCAGCAGAGACUGCGCUCGUCUCUGCUGCUAUGCCUCGCGAUGCGCUUCUUAGAAAAAGCGUACUUCCCCGAAUUCAGACUGCUCUCGUCUCUGCUGCUAUGCCUAGCGCAACGCUUCUUAAGAGAAGCGUUCUUCCCAGAAUUUAUCUCCGACACGGCCUUCCUGACCUACCACACGUCCCUGUGUGUUGAGCUCGGCAUUAACCACAUAAAUCAAAAGGAAUAAAUCACAAUAACUUUCUUAUUCUUUUCCUAACUUUGAUUCAUUCAAUGCUUUUUCUUUUCCUUAUAUUCUCUUAUUCAGUUAACCAAUAAUUGAGUCACUUUCCAACCAAUAGCUAAUUCUGACUCAACCAAUAAACAUACACUUUCAAUUUCUCUUCACAAACUCAAAUAGAGCUACAGUGGCUCCACUGUAACUCCAUGCAACUUCAAAAAUUGUAAUUUUCUGUUACAUAAUUUUCUUCUUCAUCAACAUUACCAGGUCACCAAGACCUCCGCCAUAACACUUCUCGUCCCUGCGAGACAGCUGUCAUACUGCUACAACAUUUCCUCUAGUGGGACACUGACGCACAUCUCCCGAUGCCGUCCACAUUCUAUGUUCCACUCCGGAACACCGACGCGCAUUCCCUGAUGCCGUCCACACUCUACAUAAGUUCCACUCAGGGACACCGACGCACAUUCCCUGAUGCCGUCCUCAUACUAUUUCCGACGCACAUUCCCUGAUGCCGUCCACAUAGUAUCUCCGACGCACAUCCUCCAAUGCCGUCCACAUAUCAUUUCCCAUUCCGGGACACCGACGCACAUUCCCUGAUGCCGUCCACAUUCUACAUAUGUUCCACUCCGGGACACCGACGCACAUUCCCUGAUGCCGUCCACAUACCACUUCCGACGCACAUUCCCUGAUGCCGUCCACAUGCCACUUCCGACGCAUAUUCCCUGAUGCCGUCCACAUGCCACUUCCGACGCACAUUCCCUGAUGCCGUCCACUACUAUUUUCGACGCACAUUCCCUGAUGCCGUCCACAAACCACUUCCGACGAGCAUUCCCUGAUGCCGUCCACAUAUAAUUUCCCACUUUGGGACACAAAGUCACCUUGGAAUUCUUCCUAUAAUUCUCCAACUAAUUGCUCUCCACAAUAUUGUCGCAAACUCCUCUUAAGAAGGCUAAAUUAUUUAUUUCUUCUUCCAACAAUUUGAUUGGAUAAUUCCAUUUAAUUUUUUUUUUUUUUUUUUUUUUUUUUUUAGCAAAA
Molecule: messenger RNA, 4300 nt
Organism: Drosophila kikkawai
Lineage: Eukaryota; Metazoa; Arthropoda; Insecta; Diptera; Drosophilidae
Gene: ddbt
Product: deadbeat
Source: RefSeq, a predicted model, not a curated record